Molecule: messenger RNA, 1823 nt
Organism: Anguilla rostrata (American eel)
Lineage: Eukaryota; Metazoa; Chordata; Actinopteri; Anguilliformes; Anguillidae
Gene: pxmp4
Product: peroxisomal membrane protein 4
Exons: 4
Coding region: 52-696 (214 amino acids)
Cellular component (GO): peroxisomal membrane
Source: RefSeq, a predicted model, not a curated record
UGUGUGUAGUGUGUUACGCGAAAAGUGACCACUGCAACCAAAUCUCGAGCAAUGGCUGGUUCCGAGCAUUUCCGAACACUUUUAUACACAGUAAACAAUUUGCUUCUGCAGGAAAAAUAUAAGGUGUUUCUUGCCGUUAUAAAAGGAUUCAGAAAUGGAGCCGUAUAUGGAGCAAAAAUCCGAGCCCCCCACGCCCUUGUGAUGACGUUUCUGUUUAAAAGUGGAAGCCUGAAAGACAAACUGAAAGCCAUUGCUCAGGCAACGUACACUCACUCCCGCAACUUGGCCUACUUUGUAUUCACAUACAAGGGGCUUCAGGCCUUGCAAGAAAGAGUCCAGGGGAAGAGCCUGCAGUCUCAGUCCUUCCUUGCGGCCUGCCUUGGAGGUUGGCUGGUGUUUGGAGACAACAACCACAUCAACAGCCAGAUCAACAUGUACCUGCUGUCUCGGAUUCUCUUUGCCCUGUCCCGCUUGGCUGUGGAGAAAGGCUACGUGCCGCAGCCGAAGAGAGAUCCGUUCCCCCUGUUUGCGGCUCUGGUGUGGGGCGUCGUUCUCUGGCUCUUCGAGUAUCACCCCCACACCCUGCAACCAUCGCUGCAGUCCUCCAUGAACUACCUGUACCACGACAGCAACAUGUGGCACGACAUCUCCGACUUCCUUAUCUACAACAAGCCAAGGACUGGGUCCCAGAAGUAAAGCUAAGCUUCUUAUCCUGAAAGAUCCAGAGGAAAUUUAGUACAGGCUUUUUAAUUAUUAGGCUAAAUAUAAGUAGCUGGAAACUUUUUACGGAAAGGGGAUGUGGUCUUGCACCUUAACGUUAACGGUUGGACACCUUAACAUAUCAGAUAAUUUGCAUUUGAAGUACUUUACAUAAGUACGUUCAUUUUGAACGUUUGAUUAAAAAUUAACUUGGUGUGCAAGGUCAUACUCGAUGCAUUGUAUGCAUUUCUUGUUCUUUUGAACAUGGGAACUGUAGCAUCUAUGGAAUGUGACUUAAGCAGGGCACUCCUCUUAAAUUUUAGCAAUAAAGCUACUAUGUGUGAAUGAGGAAAAAAAUCACUAGAUUUUAAUUGUAAUUAUUUUACUGUUACGCUUUGGUAACAUUGUUAUUUCAGAGAUGCACACAAACGUCACCGUUUGUACAUAUUGUAAUUCAUAUAUUCACAUUGUAUAAUAAUUUCUGUGUUUUUCAGUAUAGUGUGUGAUUGUACAUUAAUUAUUAUGCCUCUCCUGGAUUCAUUAAAGCCUGGGUCAAGGCCUCAGGGCAGUAUUUUGGUGAAUGGCGAUGUUCUCCUAAUUCCAUUUUGAUACUCGGCAGUGUGUGUGAGCUGAAGAUGCAGUGUGCUGAGGUAAAAUGUGGGACAUGCAUAUACAGCUUUUCUAAGAAUUACACUCCUCUGACGGUCCUGCACUUUUGUUUAGAUUCCUCUGGAGACAUAAUUCAUCUUGUGUUCCAGCAACCAUAACAAACCUAUGUGCAUGUCAUGAACUGAAACGCCCAUUACCCGACUCUGAAUUUGUUUUCAAUUUAACACGGCAUAAAUCUGUUGAUGAAGGUCUUCUUUAAAAAGGCACUUUUCCUUAGAGUAGAGUAGUGUGAAUUCUUGGGAAUGAAGACCAUAGUGCAUACCAGAACUUUGCAUUCCAGGUACAUGUUUGGGCCGGUGAAUCAAUUUUUAAAAAUUAAUCACACUCAUUUUCAGUAAUUUGGUGUGUAAACAAAAUGCAGAAUGUGUUUGAAAAUACCCUGUGCUGCUAACUAAUUUACACAUUUGCAAAAGUGUGAUAAAUAAAUUCUUGAAUGCAAAAGCAGGAAGACAACA